Lates calcarifer (barramundi perch) is the source of this 3422-nucleotide messenger RNA. RefSeq names its product SHH signaling and ciliogenesis regulator sdccag8 (gene sdccag8). Gene Ontology annotation, cellular component: centrosome; centriole. Gene Ontology annotation, biological process: neuron migration; centrosome cycle; tube formation. NCBI's taxonomy places the organism in Eukaryota, Metazoa, Chordata, Actinopteri, Centropomidae. The record is from RefSeq and is a predicted model, not a curated record.
UGAUUGAACUCCUUGUCGGGGCGGUUACAUUACAGAAAACGAGAACACCGCCCUCGGGGCACGCAGGUUUAAGAAAACAAACACAUCAACGUUGAUUACCCAUGACCGUUGCGAUGGCUGUUGCUGUAGUUGUGCAUGUUUAGUUAGCUUAGCACGUCAAGUUAGUAACAUAACGUGAAAUAACGUAGGUUUUACAUCAAUGAAGCCAUUAGACUCAGACGAGGAGGAAGCGGAGCAGCUGGGUGCUUACCAGAAGGAACUGAGACAGCGGGCCAACCAGAGCAUCCAGCAGCUGAGCAGUGCCCUGGAACAGCUGAACCCUGAUGGAGAAGAGGUGGAGGAGGUCAGAGGCAGUGAUGGCAGCCUCCUCUCCACCAUGGCUGAAGAGGACAAAGCAGCAUGGAGCCAAAAGACACAGAGCGAAGCAGUCAAUCAGCUGAAGAGCCUUCUACUGAAGCAGUGCAAAGAAAUUCCUGCUCCUCUCUCUCCUUCAAGGAAACAGUCUCCAUCUAAGAAGGUGCAACAGGAGGCAAGGUCCAGUUUGCCUGUCUUUCAGGAUUUGGUCCCUGUGCUUCACAACCAAUCAGAGUACAUUCAACACCUGGAGGCUGAGGUCAAACUCUGCAAGGAAGAGCUGCAGGGGAUGAAACAGCGGAUCAGGGUGGUGGUGGUGGAGAAUGAGAAGCUGCAUUCAGAACUCAAAUCUAAAGCUGUGGAUGAAUCUCUCAAAGAUUACACGAUCCACAACUCCACGGUGAAUGAGAGUGUGGCAACCAACAGCCACAUAACCUCGAAAAUAGGCCACAGUGUGCUGCAGAGAGCAGAACACACCACAUGGAAAAAUGAGCUGGAACAAUUGAAAGUGAUCUACCAGGCCCAGGUGGAAAGCUUGGAGGCUCAGGUCAUCUCCCUCAGGAAGGAUCUGUCAGUCAGUCAGAAGGAGUGUGAGGAGGUGAGGGUUCUUCUGAGACGCAAGGAGAAACAGGCCGCAGAUGCACUGAGGGCUGGAGGAGCUCCCUGCGUGGCGGGAUUGUGUCUGAAGUGUGCACAGCACGAAGCUGUUCUGGCUGGGACUCACACAAAUCUGCAUGUCCAGGCUAUUGACAGGCUCACAAAAGAGCGUGAUGAGUUACUGGUGGCUCUGCGUGCUGUGAGGGCUAGUCAGCAGGAGGCGCAGCAGAGGGAGUGGUCUGCCUGUCUCCAGGUCAAACAGGCUGUGGAGAUGGCGGAGGAAGCAAAUCUGCACAAAGCUAGGGUGGAGGUGCAGUGUGAGCAGUUGUCCAGGGAGCUGACUCGACAGAGAGAACAGCUGGAACGAGAAGCGCAGGCCUUGCAGGAGAGACUGACUGAGGCCAGAGAGGAGGGCAGGGCUGAGGCCCGGAAACAGAAAGACGAGCUGGCACAUACAGUAUCCAGCCUCUCCCAGCGUGUUGCUGAGUUGGAGGGGCAGCUAGACAGAGCUCACAGAGACAAGAGCUCACUGACCAAUCAACUGGAAGACACUCUUCGCAAAUUUACAAGUCAAGAACAAGACAAUACCAAGGUGUGUGUGGAGCUGCGAUAUCAACUCAGCCAGGCCCAGCUGAAGAAAGAGGAGGCAGAGAGAGAGCUCCGAGAGCUCAGCGCCAAGACCAGCAGACAGAUGGAAAAGGCUGCACAGGAAGUGGAAAGGCUGAGCUCAGAGCUGGUUGGCUGUCGGCAGCAUCUGGAGGCGGUCCAAAAGGAUGGGAGCCAAUGGCAGGCCGAAGCCCUGAGCCUAGCAGAACAGCUGGCAAAUGCCCAGCGCCAACUGCACCUCACCAGACAGGAAAGAGAGAACGCAGAACGGGCUCAUGAAGAGGAAAUGACGUCUGCGACCCUCUCAGCACGGGACAGGGAGAGAGAGAUGGCUGUGCUACUGGAGCGAAUCGAGGCUCAACACCAGCAGAGAGUUGGAGAAUUGGACGGUCUGCUGAGUUCCCAGAAUUCCCUGAUCAGGAAGCUGAAGGAGGAGUGCUGCAAACUGGGGGCCAAACUGGAGGAGCUGACGGGAAACAGCAGGAGUGAACUAGAACAGGUGGCCCUGGAGAAGCAACACCUUGAGGAGACAGUAGAGAGUCUGAGAGCUCGCUGCUCCGACAUGGAGGAACAGUGUGUCCAGCACGGUCGCAUGCACCAGCGCAUGAAGGACAGGCUGCAGCAGUUGGACCGUCACUGUCAGAGCAGCGCCCAGCAGGUGUGUGAGCUGCUGGCCAAACAGAACCAGCUGAUGCAGGAGAGAAACACACUCACUGAGGAGAUGCAGAACCUACGCAUAGAGUUCCCCAACACUAGACGAGUGGAUUCUCUGUCCACGUGAGUCUGUCCUGCCUCUUUCCUCUUCUUCAUCACCACCACUGCUCUGGUUCUCUGUUUGGAUCUAGAUGUUUUCACUGUCACUAAUCUCCUAUAAAACAGAGCACAAACUGUUAUUUAUGUUUUUUGUUUGUUUUACUGAGGGUGAAGUGCAGGGAGACAGGAACAUGCUGCAUAUCUUUUUAAUCAGAACUGAAAAAUCAGGUUUUCAUUUUAUAUUUUAUGCUUGGCAGUGGACCAUUAUUGUGAUGUAUUGGAGUGGUUAGAGGUACUAGGAUGGUGUAUUAAGAAUGCUUAAAAAAAAAAAAAAAAAAAAUUGGUGGUGCACUAAUUGGAUUUUGAAACAACCUAAAUUGAUAUUUUAAUACAAACUUUCUUGUAUUAAGUCUAUAGAUUUUCUUUUUCAGAAUAAAUAUCCUGUUUCAUAAUUCACAUAUAUUUAAAUUGAAAAGUUACAACUUUAUUCUGAAAAAUUUUCAUUUUCAUUUUAACUGAGCUCAAAGUGCAGGAAGUUACAAAUACUAAUUUUAGCCACAAAACAAAAACAAAAAGUCGACGCCAUCAAUGCAGAUUGACAUAGUGCUUUAUUGAAGCUGUCUGUAAGAAGGAAAAUAAUGUGCAUCCCUAUCAUAUACAUUUUAUGUGUAAAAAUACUUAGGAUGUACAGUGUAAAAAACAGCUUCAUGUUGAUGGUAAUUUGUUGUUUUCACAUCCUCGCGGCCUCACUGGCCAGCAGCACUGCAUCCUGACAGCAUGAGGGACAGAAAAAGGCUGUUUGAUCUGCUUUUCUGUGAAUCUCUGUGGAUCUGCUGAGUUUCCCGACACUGUCUCAGAGUCAACAUCGUCUCUGCUCCACUGACUUGUCAUAGAGCAGAGCUGACUUCGGUAUUACAGUGCUUUCGGGGAAACAUGGCCCGCUCUGCGAACAGCUGGAAGCUGUCCAGAAAUGUCUCACACAACUGUAAAGCUACAGUAGAUGGACAUGGACAUGAAAUUAAAAUUGUUACACUUUGUAGUAUUUGUACGUUUUGCCGUUUUUUGUUUGCGGUUUAUAAAUAAAUGCAUCUCAUGCUUGUUCAUGUUAAUAA